AUGUUCAAACUUUUUGUAUUCGUUGCCUUGGUGGCCUGCGUAGUAGCUGAGCAUCAUGCUUCUUCUUACGCAUCGUUCAAUAAUCAUGUUGAACAUUCAUAUCACCACGACGAUCAUCAUGAUCAUCACGAACCACAUCACCAUCCAAAAUACGUAUACAAAUAUGGUGUUGAGGAUCACCACACUCAUGACAUGAAAUCAGCCGAAGAGGAACGCGACGGAGAUGUUGUCAAGGGAUGGUACAAAUUGGAACAACCCGAUGGCAGGACCCGUAUUGUUCAUUACACCGCUGACAAACACAAUGGCUUCAAUGCUGAUGUCAAAUAUUCUGGUCAUGCCGAACAUCCUCAUCAUUAUUAA
This is a messenger RNA of Dalotia coriaria, 360 nucleotides long. Its product is annotated as cuticle protein 19-like. Lineage: Eukaryota; Metazoa; Arthropoda; Insecta; Coleoptera; Staphylinidae. The record is from RefSeq and is a predicted model, not a curated record. Gene Ontology annotation, cellular component: extracellular matrix. The coding region runs from base 1 to 360 and encodes 119 amino acids. The transcript has 2 exons.